This is a messenger RNA of Pelagomonas calceolata, 1525 nucleotides long. Lineage: Eukaryota; Pelagophyceae; Pelagomonadales; Pelagomonadaceae. The record is from the annotation of a GenBank genome assembly.
GGUGCGGCAGGCUUGCGUUGCGACGUGUCGCGGUCCUCUACGGCUUCGCAGGGCGAUCGGGAGUCGGGGCACGCGCAUCGAUCGAGCAGCUGCCGAGCGAGGCUCCCAUCUUAUGCCAAAGAAGAACACCUGCGCAUUGAACACGACUGAAAAUUUGACAGUGCAUCACUGGACGGCCGCCCAUGGCCCACAUGCAAUGGCGUUUGCGUACAGCACUGUUAUGUGGUGUUUUGGGCGUAAAAUGUUGCUUCUCCUUAACAACCCCAGUCGCUGGCCGCGGCGCCUCGCGGAGCUCUAAAAGAGCCGCGGCCGCGAGCGAGCCACCGGCGACCCCGCUGCCCACUGGCGCGACCGCCGAAAGUCGUUCAAUUUUGCCAAUUUUGCCGGCGGAAGGCGGGAAAACAGAAACCGGCCUUCUGAGCGCCGAAAUCCCCCUGGCAAAUCUGCUCGCCCGCGCUCCACGCCAAUUACAAACCUACUGGGCCCGGAACUGGGCCCGCCUGGCCAUUCUCGGCUGCGCUUUGACUUAUGGGACCAACUUCGCCGCCGUCAAGCAACUCGACCACUCGCUGCCACCUUCUUUGUCCGCCUCGCUGCGCUUCGGCCUGGCGUCGAUGGCGGCGUUGACCGUGCUCUGGGACGUGCGGGACUGGGACUGGGAGUCGGACGAGUUGCGGUCUUUGCAGAAAGUCUCGAUGGAGGUCGGCGCCGCGAACGCGAUGGGUUACGUCUCGCAGAGCGUCGGGUUGCAGGACGUGGAUGCGUCUCUCUCGGCGUUCGUGUGCUCGCUCGCGGUCGUCGUCGUGCCCGUGUUGGAUGCGGUCGUGGACCGCAAACGCACGACGGCGCGGACGUGGCAGGCCGCGGUGCUCGCGGCGGCGGGCGUGGCCAUGCUGUCGGUCAACUCCAUGGGCCACAGCGUGGACGGCCCGCACGGCGCGGUGCACGGGUUGUUGUUCACGCUCAUCCAGCCCUUGGCGUUUGGGUACGGCUUUUACCGGACGGAAAAGGCCCUGGCGGCCGUGCCCGACGACCUGGACCUGACCAAGGCGUCGCUGGCGUGCGGCGCCAUGCAGCUGCUGACCGUCAAGGCCGUGGCCGACGUGUGGCUGCUGAGCGACCAGUGGGGCGCCGCGGCCGACGCGUUCCCGGACGCGCUCGCCUUAUUGGCCGAGCCGCCGGCCGUCUUCGGGGCCGUGGUCUGGACGGGCCUCGUGACGACCUUCGGGACGGUGCUCGUCGAGACGCUCGCGCUGUCGGAGAUCUCGGCGCAGGAGUCCACGGUGCUCUUCAGCACCGAGCCGCUCUGGGGCGCUGGCUUCGCGUCGCUCGCGCUCGGCGAGCGCCUCGACGAAUACUCGGCGGCGGGUGGCGUCAUGAUCGUCAUGGCGUGUCUGCUCGCGUCCGGCGGCUUCGACGGCGACGACGGCGGCGGCGAGGAGCUCGUGCCAGCUUCUCGGUGACCACACGUCGCACACUCGUAGAAUGUGCGACUCUUAGGAUAGGAUAACUUUCGCCCGCUUUA